UUUUCCCUACUGCUGUCCAUGAGAUUCUGCAGGUUGCUAGCCGAAAAAGCAAAUCUUGUGGUGAUGGGUGAGAAGGAGAUCUCUGGUUUUGACAUGAAUGGGUCUGACAACAAGAGUGGUGAUACCGUGUACCCUUUGUAUUUUGGUGUUUCAUGUGCGCUUUUUGCACUCCAAGUUCUCUCAAAACCUCGCUUUGAAAUUGAAAGGUGGUGUGAGAUUCGUAAUAUCAUGCUUCAAGGAAGUGCACGGCUUUUAGGGUUGCUUGUGUGGAAAGUUCAGAAGCAAAGUCCGGAUGGGGGAGACUGCGAACUCAGGAGUGCCAAGAGAGAAAUUGAAAACUUGAGAAGUCUGAGACACGAAGAUGCCAAAGCCAACGAGAAAGUUGUGAGCAUCUUCGCUACACAAGAACAGAACUGGCUAAGCGAAAGGAAAAUGCUACAUCAACACAUUGGGGCUCUGAUGAAUGAACUCAGGAUUCUUGAGAAAAAGAAGGAAGAAGCUGCAUCUGAAUUAAAUAAGAAAUUGAAGGAAAUGGAGGUUUUGGUAGAGUCUAAGGACAAGGUGUUGAAAGAAGAGGAGCAGAAGGGGACGGAGCUCGAGGAGAAGUUGACAGAGGCGGAAAGAAAUGCAGAAGAGUUGAGAGAAAAUGCCAAGCGUGAAAUUCAGGAGCAUUCAUCUGGGCUCUGGAAGCAAAAAACUGCCUUCAUCGGAAAGUUGUUGGAGCAGAAGGAGGAGUCAGAAAUGAUGAUCCAGAAACUAUCAAUGGAGGUUUCAGAAUUGCACAAGGAAUUGGAACGGAAAGGCAGGAUUUUGUCGGCAAUGUUAAAGAAAGCUAAGCUGGAUGCAGCAGAAAAGCAAAUGCUAAUAAAAGAGGCUAAAUUGUCAAAGGCUAGAAGGAAACAAGCAGAACGAGAGACAGAAAAGUGGAGGGCAGUCACAGGUGGAAGAUAUAAAAGACAUUCACUAAGAAGCAUGUUGGUUCGCUUAGGUUCAACAAGGCUGCAACACGUUUCAAAAGAACCAAAACAUUUUUCUCACUUAUCUGAUCACUACCUGCCCAAAUCUUAUGAGGAAUCGGAUAUUACCGGUAACGGGAAGCAUUUGGAAGAAUGGGUAAAAGCGGAGGCCCAAAAUUAUGCAGCUAUGAUUGAGCAGAGGCAUCAAUUAGAGCUUGAAGCUUUUGCAGAAGAACUGAGUAAUAAAGCUGAGAAAAUAGAGGCAUUUCAAUGGCAAUUGUUGAGGAUGGAAUUAGAAACAAAGAAGCUGCAGUCCCACGUGAGAGGAUUAAUCAAGGAUGUCGCACAGCUCAGACAUGAUAAGAUGAAGUUGGAGACAACGCUGUUGGAGAGAGACAAGGAAUUGACUUCCCCGAAAGAGAAACUUGCAUUACAAUUGAAGUCUCCAGACUGCUUCAAACAUAACUUGCUGUUGCCUUCACAGUCAUCAGAGCGAGCUGAAGAUGCCAUUUGGUCCGAAAUCAAGAGAAAAUCAGUUGAGAAAGAGCAAGAAAUGAAGGAAAUUUCGAUGGUGGAAUACUGCGAGAAGGAAGCGCUAUCAGCAGAAAUGGAGGACAGUCUUGUGCAGAAGAGGAAUCUGAGUGAAGUAGACCUUGAUGCUGCCGAAAACAUAGCGUCCACCAGCCAGAGCUCCAAUGAGACAAGCCAUUUCCCAUGGAAAAUGGAUCUUUAUGCUGUUGGAGUGUUUUACAAGAUCAAGAGGCUAAAGCAACAACUUGUUCUUGUUGACAGAUUGAUAGGACGGCAAGCCAGGGGGGGAGAAAAAGAAAUUAAUGAUGACAGCAACAUUGACAUGAAGAUUUAUCUAUCAUUGACUUCUGUGCUGAAUAAACAAGUUCAGAGAUACCAAUCCCUCCAAGAGAAGAUGGACAAUCUUUGCAAACUGAUGCAUGAGAAUAACCUACAUGCAAAUCGUGGGGAUUUGAGUGCUGCAGCCACCAAGGGUAAAACAGAAACACUGGAGCAAUUCCUAGAAGAAACGUUCCAACUGCAGAGAUGCAUAGUUGCAUCAGGAGAGAAAUUGGUGGAAAUUCAAUCCAGGAUGGUUCCUGGGUUCGCAGGGGUGGCCAAAGAGAUGGAGAAAAGUUCUGGAAUUGACGCGAAGAGAUUUGCCCAUAGUAUUAGAAAUCUACUGCAGGAAGUUCAAAGAGGCCUUGAAAUUCGGACAGCUCGAAUAGUUGGAGAUCUUGAGGGGGCACUAACUUGUCAAGGGAUGAUGAGGUUGACAAGAUAGCACUGGGAAAGUGGGAACCUUUUUUGUUCCUGUGGCGCUUCACAUGAUGACCUUCGUGUAUUUAUAUGUCUAUACUGAUUUCUUCAGCUUUUUUUUUUUUUUUAACCAGGAUUUCUUUGGCUAAUAACAUGGUAGUUUUGUACAGAGAAGUCACAAACAGAUACCCCUGGAGUUGUAAUUUUAAGGCUUUUUCUUUCUAUAUUC
This is a messenger RNA of Neltuma alba, 2454 nucleotides long. RefSeq names its product myosin heavy chain, cardiac muscle isoform-like. The record is from RefSeq and is a predicted model, not a curated record. The transcript is spliced from 4 exons. Lineage: Eukaryota; Viridiplantae; Streptophyta; Magnoliopsida; Fabales; Fabaceae. Bases 19 to 2250 code for a protein of 743 amino acids.